Meriones unguiculatus (Mongolian gerbil) is the source of this 2106-nucleotide messenger RNA. RefSeq names its product UL16-binding protein 1-like. The record is from RefSeq and is a predicted model, not a curated record. NCBI's taxonomy places the organism in Eukaryota, Metazoa, Chordata, Mammalia, Rodentia, Muridae. The transcript is spliced from 5 exons. The coding region runs from base 281 to 1219 and encodes 312 amino acids.
CAGCAGGCGUUCGAGGGACGCGACGCCGCAGGCAGGGGCGGGGGCAAGGGGACGCAGUUCGCCACGAGGCGGGAUCCAGUCCACAGCACCCCCGCGAUCUCCGAAGAGAGGUAGGAAAAGUGGACUAGGAUCUCCCUUCCUGCAGCGCCCUGAAGCUUAAUUCUCGCCCAGGUGCCUGGACCUCGCGCGGUUCUCGUCGCGUGUCCUCCGCGGGGCGCGGCCGAGGACUGACUCCGCGCAGCUCCGCAAGCCCGUCGGGGGCAGCUCUCUGGGGGGAACCAUGGACAAGCCAGCCACCGCGGCGCUCAGUCGUCCCCAGAAUCUGAGCCUUUUAGUUCUGCUGAGCUACCUGAUGACCACGCUGUCAGCCGAGGCUGCUGCUGUUUGCUGUGUCUUCACAGUUGGCAGGUCAGGGUCUGGACCAUGGCAUUACGAAGUCCAAGUCCUACUGAAUGAAGGGACUGUGAAGUGUCAUGCCACUGAUGAUCUGAGAAACAGAGUCAAUCAGACUUUGAACGGUGAAGUUUGCCUGUUCAAAGACGUGCUGAAUCAAGUAAGGCAGGAGGAGAAAAUAACCAAAGAGCCCCUCACUCUGCAGGCCAAGAUAUGUUGCUGGAAUGAAGGAGAUGGAGGUUUCAGCAGAUCCUGGGACUUGAGCCUCAAUGGACCCAAAACAUUCCAUAUUGACUCAAAUACUAAGAAGGGGCCUGAAAUGGAUUCUAGAUGCAACUGUACAAAGGAGAUGGCAGUGAAAAUCCAUGAAGUAAUCGGCCUCUUAAACAGGACAUCACAGGGUGAAUGCAGAAGCUGGGUUAGGGAGACCAAGUUGCACUGUGAAGAAAAUUUGGAGCAUACAGGAUCGACAUCAAAGGCACCAAAUAUCACCCAGGUUAUACCUGCUACCCCUCCUCCACCUACUACCCCAAUUCAGAAUACAACAAAUACGAAGAUCCUGGGAAGCCUGGGAGCUGUGGUAGCGCUCCUCGCUAUUGGGAUAGGCGUGAGAGCCAAGAUACACAAGAAACGCUUUUACCAAGAUGUAAGGAGCCACAUGGGGUCUCACCUGGUCCUAGGAGCUUCCCCAUGCUGCCGCUCAGAUCACGAAUCUAAUGGGAACUCAGUGUCCACAGCUGCCUCUUGGACUUCCCUGGAACAGUACCCAUCUCUUCUGCCUCACAGCCAGAAAAGAAAACCUUCUGAUGGUGUUGGUGAUCUGUGACAUUUCACUUCUGACCAAACAUGGUGUGAAAUAUGAAAACUGACAGUCUCCAUGCCUCCUUUAUCACUCCAUCAAGAAGUGACAGGUCAUUGUCAUCAGUGACUCCAUCUUGCCCUGUUCCUUUCUCAUUCUUCACCUCAACCCUGUGGAGAUCAGGCCUUGUCCUGCUCUAGGUUACUCCUUGUCAUGUGAAAUGAGGGCUUUCAGGCCGACCCUUUCCCAAAUUUUCUCCAUUUUACAAACAAGUUGAUACCUUCUGCCCAGCACCACCCGUAAGGCAAGGCAGAUACAUAACUUAUUCCUAAAAGUGAAAAGACUUCACAUCUGACAUAUCAAAAUCAGAUCCACACAUGAGAAUAUCAAAACCAGUUAUUGUCUGGGCCUCUUCUGUUCAUGAUACAUUGUGGAAAUGUCAAGCAAAUAACCCCUUUCUCCCCCCUUUCUGGCUUUUGGUCAUGAUGUUCCAUCACAGCACUCCUCACCUUAAAGGAGACAAUAUCUGGAAAAUCAGAGCUGGGAAAUUGUCACGUAUGCUCAGCUGAAGGAGGGUGAACCCCCUCACCUGGCCCCAGAGAGAGGGGCAGACCUCACACUAUGUGGAGAUGCUCACCACCAACUCCCACAGGCUCCUGUGUGUGUGCCAUGGGCCAACAAACAGGGAACUUGUGACGGUCCCCUGGGUCAGCUCAGUGCCUGCUGGUCACACACGCUCAGUUCCUGUCUGUGUAGUCUACUCCUCCUGACCUGUCCUCCUCCCCGCCACACCCAUGGUUCUGCACUUCAGCCUCCAGAGUUCCAUUACCCUGAGCCUGGCCAAGCCCUGUUAGCCUACAGCUCUCCAACUGGCCUCCUUACUAUUUUAUGUGGUCAACUGGGGCUGAGCCACC